Paralichthys olivaceus (Japanese flounder) is the source of this 1029-nucleotide messenger RNA. Its product is annotated as gamma-aminobutyric acid receptor-associated protein-like 1. Gene Ontology annotation, molecular function: ubiquitin protein ligase binding; GABA receptor binding. Gene Ontology annotation, biological process: autophagosome assembly; autophagy of mitochondrion; macroautophagy. The record is from RefSeq and is a predicted model, not a curated record. Lineage: Eukaryota; Metazoa; Chordata; Actinopteri; Pleuronectiformes; Paralichthyidae. Gene Ontology annotation, cellular component: autophagosome membrane; autophagosome; cytosol.
CAAUCUUCACGCUCGCAGCGGAUUGGUCGAGGAUGUGGUGGGCGGGCCUCGCUGCGUUUGUUGUUGUUGAGCAGAACAACAGCAGCAGGAGACAUCUUUGAAACAGACAGAAUCUCCUCGUUAUGUCCGAACUCUGAGUUUGUUCGUCCAGGAUUUUGCUUUUUGAGACAGUCAACAACACGAGGGGUCGGUGCUCCACAUCUGCAUUCGUCCUAUUUUCCGCGGAAUCCAUUUAAUUGCAUGUCUUUCAAGAUGGGCAGUCAGUACCAGCGCUCAGUACCACUAGAGGUGAGGAGAGCAGAGGGAGAGAGAGUUCGAGCCAAACACCCUGACAAGAUCCCAAUCAUUGUGGAGAGGGCCUCGAGGUCACGAGCCCCUGAACUGGACAAGAAGAAAUACCUUGUGCCCUCAGAUCUAACAGUGGGCCAGUUGUGCUUCCUCAUCCGUCAGCGUGUGUCUUUGAGACCGGAAGAAGCGCUCUUCUUCUUUGUGAACAACUCCCUUCCCCCAUCCAGCUCCCCUCUCUCGGCCGUAUAUGAGGAGCACCAUGAAGAGGACCUGUUUCUCUACAUGACCUACAGUAAUGAGAGCGUGUAUGGUGCCUGAGGGAGGACAAACUACUGGAGAAAGAGACAGAGAGCCAAUGAGAAGAUGUGACCGUCUGAGGAAUAGAGUUAAUGCCAUUUGUAUUGUUUCACAUUACUAUUACUCUAUUGUAUUUAGUUCUUAUAAUUAACUACAGUACAUGGUGGAAGAAAGACAUGUUCCUUGUGGACUUAAUCAUUAUCAGUAUUUUGGGGUUGGGUGUCAUAUGUUUUAAAAACUUCAAGUAAUGUUGAUUUCUGAUGUGGCGAAAGAAGCAAGAGGAAGUUUGAAAAAGACAGACAAAAAGCAUGUAAAAGGAAAUCAUUGAAACUAUUUUGAGAGCUCUCGUUGUCUUUCUCAGUGACCUGUAUUUACUGCAAAUAGUAUUUUGUUUCUUUUGUAAAUUAAUGUCAAACUUUUGUGAAAAAUAAAGAUGAAAAUACA